ACCGACGUAACAUCGUGUAAGUACUUAUAAUGUAUCCCAAUUGAUUCUUAGUUGAGUUUUCAAAAAUAUUUGUGUAAUGGCAAUAUCUGCACAAAAAUCGUUUUCUUUCUUAGCCGUUUUAGGGCAAUGUUUGCUCAUUUUUCCAAUCGAUGGUGUUAAGGGUAAAAAUUAUUCGUUCGUGCGCUUCUCAUGGUCCUCCAUUAGGACGAUUGCUUCAGUAUCCUUCACGUUUAUGACUGGUGUUUUUGUACUGUUAUUUUUCAACUAUUUAGUGCAUCAACAAGAUAAAUUCGUAUAUUCAUCUGGCUUUGUUUAUCUCCUUACAGUGUUUUUGUAUGAGGUGUAUUUUAUAAAUAUUGCCAAAACAUGGAAAUAUUUUCUGAAACAAUGGGCCGAAGUAGAUUCCAAUAUGCAAGCAUAUCCUAUAGUGGAAAAUUACCAAAAGAAAAUGAAAAUAGUAGCUACACUAUUUAUUGUUUUUGGCGUAGGUGAACAUAUAUUCUACAUGAUCUCUCAGAAACUAUUCAGACCAAAUAUGUCUUUUGAAGAAAGUCUGGAUUUAUAUUUUCAGGCCACCUUUAAUUACAUAUUUUUUGUCAUUCCUUACCACAGAUAUAUUGCAUAUGUAUUACAGAUUCUUAACUGGAUAUGUACACUCGUUUGGAGCUUUGCUGACAUAUAUUUAAUAGUAAUGAGUAUUCCUCUAAGUUUUCAUAUUCGCCAGAUAGAAAGAAAAUUGGCAAUGCUAAUACGUUAUCAGAUCAAAGAAGAAUAUCAAUGGCAAAAUAUUAGGGAACACUUUAUCAAAAUAUGCGAUGUUUGCGAAUGUACAGAGAAAUAUGUUACGCAUAUAUUAGUAAUUUCCUUUGGAAAUAAGUUGUUUGUAGUUAUAUAUCAACUUUUAGAAUUUAUAAAGAUUUACGAAAAUGGAAAAUAUUACAAUUCGGAUUCCAGUCUUGUUCAAAGAUUGUACUUUAUUUUAUCCUUUAUUAUAAUUUUAUCCAGAUUGGUUAUCGUAACUUGGUUUGCAGCCUCCAUUGAUUCUGAAAGCCAAGAAGUAACUAAAAGACUAUUUUCAGUGCCGAGUGAUAUUUAUAAUGUAGAGGUGGAUCGAUUUGUAUUGAACAUGACUGUUAGUCCUCCAGCAUUGAGCGGUCUUAAAAUGUUUAAAGUGACGAAAUCGCUAAUUUUAAAGAUAGCCACAUCUGUAAUUGUAUACGAACUGGUUGUUAUUAAGUUCCAAAACUAUAAAAAAGGCUAAGUUAACCGUACCAUAAACUAUUAAACUAUUUUUAAACUAUAAAAUAAAUUAUAUUAAAUAAAG
Sitophilus oryzae (rice weevil) is the source of this 1324-nucleotide messenger RNA. Its product is annotated as gustatory receptor for sugar taste 64a-like. Gene Ontology annotation, cellular component: membrane. Gene Ontology annotation, biological process: sensory perception of chemical stimulus; detection of chemical stimulus involved in sensory perception of taste. The record is from RefSeq and is a predicted model, not a curated record. Lineage: Eukaryota; Metazoa; Arthropoda; Insecta; Coleoptera; Curculionidae. The transcript is spliced from 8 exons. Gene Ontology annotation, molecular function: taste receptor activity. Bases 77 to 1261 code for a protein of 394 amino acids.